CAGCAAAUCCCUUUAGCUGCGAGUUGACAUGGCUUGACUGAUCUCUGAGGGAAGUUUCAGGAAAUGCAACAGGUGGAGGAGCCGAGGGAAUGAACUAGGAACUGUCCUCCCGUUAGCGUCCCAGGCUAGCUGCUGUGUACUUGAAGGUGCCUGUGGGAGUCGGACAGGGAAACAACUGCGCACUCUUUCACACGGUCAGGUGGCACCAUGGAUGACAGCAACAGCCUCAAUGACUCCAAUGUAAAGGUAGCUGUUCGUGUGCGACCAAUGAACAGGAGAGAAAAAGAUCUAAAGACAAAAUGUGUGGUGGAGAUGGAGGGAAACCAGACAGUUCUACAUCCGGCCAACAACAACAUGAGCAAAGGAGACCCUCGAAAUCAGCCAAAGGUUUUUGCUUAUGACCACUGCUUCUGGUCAAUGGAUGAAUCUCAAAAAGACAAGUUUGCAGGUCAGGAUGUAGUGUUCCAGUGCCUUGGGGAGAGUCUGUUGGACAACGCCUUCAUGGGCUACAAUGCCUGCAUCUUUGCUUACGGACAGACAGGUUCUGGGAAGUCGUACACCAUGAUGGGUUCAGCGGAGCAGCCUGGUCUCAUCCCGCGACUCUGCAGCUCCCUGUUCAGCAGGAUUGUGCAGGAGGCCCGGGAGGGAGAGAGCUUCACCGUGGAGGUCUCCUACAUGGAGAUUUACAACGAGAAGGUCCGAGACCUGCUUGACCCUAAAGGGAAUCGACAAGCGCUGAGAGUGAGGGAGCACAAAGUUUUGGGGCCUUAUGUGGACGGCUUGUCCCGCCUGGCUGUAUCCUGUUACGAGGACAUAGAGUCUCUGAUGUCAGAGGGAAAUAAGUCUCGCACAGUGGCAGCCACAAAUAUGAAUGAAGAGAGCAGCAGGUCCCACGCUGUGUUCAACAUCAUCCUCACACACACACUCAUGGAUCUACAGUCUGAGACGCGAGGAGAGAAGGUGAGCAAGCUGAGUCUGGUGGAUCUGGCUGGAAGCGAGCGAGCAGCGAAGACCGGAGCAGCAGGGGAACGUCUGAAAGAAGGGAGCAACAUCAAUAAGUCCCUCAGUACUCUGGGUUUAGUUAUCUCCGCCUUGGCUGACCAGGGAGCAGGGAAGAACAAGAGCAAGUUUGUUCCCUACAGAGACUCUGUGCUCACCUGGCUGCUCAAGGACAGCCUGGGAGGCAACAGCCGCACAGCCAUGGUCGCCACAAUUAGCCCUGCAGCAGACAACUAUGACGAGACGCUGUCCACCCUGCGUUACGCUGACAGGGCCAAGAGCAUCAUCAACCAUGCCGUGGUCAACGAAGACCCCAACGCCAGGAUCAUCCGAGAGCUCCGAGAGGAAGUGGAGAAACUGAAGGAGCAACUCACAGAGGCUGAGUCUAUGAAGGCCCCCGAGCUGAAGGACAGGCUGGAGGAGUCUGAGAAACUGAUCCAAGAAAUGACCGUCACCUGGGAGGACAAACUCAGGAAGACUGAGGCUAUUGCACAGGAGCGUCAGAGGCAGCUGGAGAGUCUGGGCAUUUCCCUGCAGUCUUCUGGAAUCAGAGUGGUGCAUGACAAGUGUUUCCUGGUCAAUCUUAACGCUGACCCUGCCCUCAACGAGCUGCUCGUCUACUACCUGAAGGAGCACACGCGUGUGGGCUCAGCCAACUCACAGGACAUCCAGCUGUGUGGGAUGGCCAUCCAAGCUGAGCACUGCGUCAUAGACAUCACUGAGAGCAACGGCGUGAUGCUCAGUCCUCACCGCAACGCUCGAACAUGUGUGAAUGGUGCUGCAGUCACCAGUCCAGUGCAGCUUCAUCACGGAGACCGUAUCCUGUGGGGAAACAACCACUUCUUCAGGAUCAACCUGCCGAGACAUAUGGUCCACACAGGAGCUGAGGAUGAGGACGGCAGUGCUGCGAUGAAGACGUGUUUGAGCACAGACCAGCUGGAGGUGGACUUUGAUGCAUCCAGCGACGUGUCGAGCGAGCUGAGCUUCGGCUACGAGUUUGCUCAGGCGGAAGUCAUGAUGAAAGGAAUGGGAAACAAUGACCCGUUGCAGUCGGUGUUACAGACCCUGGAGAGGCAGCACGAGGAGGAGAAGCGCUGCGCCCUGGAGCGCCAGAGACAGAUGUAUGAAGAGGAGCUGCAGCGGCUCCGCCGGAGGCUUACUCCUGAGAAACCCUCCCACCUCCUGGACCCGACAGGCCUGCAGGCCGGUGCAGCUGCUGCCGUGUCAUCAGCCGGCUCCAACAAGCGCAUGCGGCGCUGGAGCGAGGACAGAGAAGCAAUGAUGACUCGCACCCUGCGGCGCCUGAGGGAGCAGAUAGUCCGGGCCAACCUGCUGGCACAGGAGGCUGGCUUCAUAGCUGAGGAGCUUAGCAAGAGGACCGAGUACCUGGUCACUCUGCAGAUACCUGCUGCCAACCUGGAUGCCAACAGGAAGCGUGACGUCGUGUUGAGUGAGCCGGCCAUCCAGGUUCGCCGUAAAGGCAAAGGGAAGCAGAUCUGGGCUCUGGAAAAGAUGGAGAACAGGCUUGUGGACAUGAGGGAGCUUUACCAGGAGUGGAAAGACUUUGAUGAAGACAACGCUGUGAUGCGCUCCUAUUUCAAACGGGCUGACCCAUUCUUUGAUGAGCAGGAGAACCACAGUCUGAUCGGCGUGGCCAACGUUUUCCUGGCCUGCCUGUUCCACGACGUCAAGCUGCAAUACGCAGUACCCAUCAUCAACCAGAAGGGAGAGGUGGCAGGACGGCUGCAUGUGGAGGUGUGGCGGGGCACAGAGGGCUGUGAGGAGGAAGCUCCAGGACAGUCUGGCAUCCAGCAGAGCAGCACAGAUGGAGAGCAACAGGAUCGCAAACUGGACUGUGUGGUGAAUAUCCUUCACGCCAAUGGUCUGCCUCGCCACCUGUCCAACUUUGUCUUCUGUCAGUACCACUUCUGGGGGCAGGAGGAGUCGGUGUUCAUCGCUCCAGAGAUGGAGACGUCCAGCUCGUCCUCCACCUCCAAGGACCCUCAGUGCACCGUGGUCUUCGACAGCGCCAAGGAGUUUUCGGUGCCAGUGUCGGAGGACUUUGUGGAAUUUUUGGCAGAGGGGGCGGUGGCCAUUGAAGUUUACGGUCACAAGCAGGCCAACCACCGCAGGAACCUAGCACUGUGGGACCUUGGAGUGAUUCAAGCCAAGACCCGAACCCUCAGAGAGAGGUGGAGUGAGGUGACCCGCCACCUGGAGCUGUGGGUGCAGCUGCAGGAGCUCAACGAGGCAGGAGAGUUCACAGCUGUAGAGAUUCUUCCUGCCAAAGACGUACGCACAGGAGGAGUCUUUCAGCUCAGACAGGGACAGUCCCGUAGGGUCAUGGUGGAGGUGCGUUCAGUGCCAGACUCGGGCACCAUGCCACUCAUCACCGCCUCUAUCCUAUCUGUGUCCAUCGGAGACGUACAGGUCCGACAGACGCGUCUCUCCAAAGGCAGCGAAUCACAAUGGGGUGGGGAUGAAGAAAUGGACAGCUACCAAGAGGUAGACCUGGAGAGGAUGAGGGAUCAGUGGCUGGUCACACUCACUCAGAGACAGGAGUAUCUGGACCAGCAGCUACAGAAGAUAGUUUCCAAACCAGAUAAGUCAGAGGACGAUGUUGAAAGGGAGUCCCAGCUGCUGGAAUGCCGCCUGACACUCACUGAAGAACGCAACGCCGUCCUGGUGCCGUCAGCUGGCAGUGGCAUCCCUGGAGCGCCGGUAGAGAGGGUUCCUGUCCCUGGAAUGGAAACACACAUUCCUGUCCUUUUCCUGGAUCUCAGUGCUGAUGAUUUCCAGUCCAGUCUUUCAGCCCCUCUGGCCGGGGGGCUGGAUGCGUUACUCAGUGGGGAGGAGGAGGACGAGUUCUUUGACCUUCAUAUUGUUAAACACUAUGAUUCAGAGGUAAAGGUGGAGGCCUCCUGGGACUCGACGGUCCACGAGUGUCCGCAGCUGAGUCGCGUGACCUCGGCUGACCAGAGGGUCUACCUGACUGUCAGCACAGCGAUCCAGCUGAGCCACCCGGCCCACAUGCAGCUGGUACUCAGGAAACGCAUCUGUGUCAACGUCACUGGGAGACAGGGUUUUGCUCAGAGCCUGCUGAAGAGGAUGUCUCAGCGCAGCACUAUCCCCGGCUGCGGAGUCACCUUUGAAAUAGUUUCUAACAUCCCUGGGGACAUCCAUGGUCCAGAGGACAGGGAGAUGCUGGCCAGGCUGGCUGCCAGCGCUGAGGACGACCAGUCAGCUGACAGUGAGGCAGCCAUAGAGAAAUAUCUGCGCAGCGUCCUGGCUGUGGAGAACAUCCUCACUCUGGACAGACUCAGACAGGAGGUGGCUGUGAGGGAACAGCUGGCAGUCAGAGGGAAAGCUCCCAGACGCUGCCUGAGCUCUCCAAACAUCAACCGGCUGUCAGCCAGCUGUCUGGAUCUCCCUUUCUCCACUCAUAGGCUCAGUGACUUAAAGGGCUGGGAGAGCCACCAGGACCUUUCUCUCGUGUCUCCUUCAUCUUUACGCACCCUGCCCAGCUCCAUAUCCCAGAACCUGAACCCAGAGACAGCACAUUCAGGCUUUGCUGCAUCUUAUCUCCCACCAGUGAAGGCCGUACCCAAGCUGCUGAAGUCACUGCUUCCUGGUGGGAAGGAAGAUGGUAGAGACCAGACAGCUGUCCAUCAGCAGAGUUUGCCUCGCAUCAUGGUGCAGUCAGCCAGUGUUGAGGAGGGCCUGAGCAAACACCAGCAGCCAGUUCCUAUUGAGGAAAUAAUUCCACCUGAUAUCCAAAAAGAGAGCCCCAGAUCUGUGCCCCUCCCUCCACCAAUCAUCCUUGAGACUGAAGACUCCACCCCCAGCCCGGUGAGCGAAACAUCGAGCGGAUACAUGUCAACCAGCAUAUCUACAGCAACACUGUCAGAAGUCUACACUCUGAGCUGGGACCUGCCUCCGUCAUCUGGCAGUAGAGCUGACGGCUUUGAGGCAGUGCCUGAUGAAGAGGAAGAGUACCAUAAAGUGACACAAUCUGACACUUUCCCCGGGUCUUUUCUUGUGGACCAAUCAGAGCCUCAGGAGUCACUGCUGGUUUUAGACAGUAAGGCAGAUGAAGAGAGGACUGAAUCGCCGCCGUCCAAACCAGACAGUACUCCAACGGAUUCAAAUCUGAGUCAACAAGAACCAGAUCAGUGUCCAUCAGUCCAGUUGAAGGAGCAAGUAGAACCAGAGUCAAUUGCAGAAUCAGACUCAGUAUGCCAGACUAAACAAAAGCAAGACUCAACCAUUGACCUUAUCGGAUCAGAACAGUUAGACAACUUGGAGCCACUUAAAGAUUCUUUGUCAGUACAAGAGAAUGAAACCAAAGAGGCACAAUUUUCCAAAACAGACCACUCAAAACCAGAAACCCCUCUGAAAGAAGAACUUGAGCUAGCUGACGAGACUGACGCUCAACCGUCUGCACAAGAAGAUCAAAGUCAGUCUGAAACAGUCGUCCCACUGCCACAGCAUCCCAAACAAGACCCGACAACCUUUGACAGUGUUCAAGUUCCAGCUUCAGUCCUCGUCCCAACUGUGUCCGAAGUCUUGGUUCCUGCUCCUGCCCUAUCUGGAGAUUCGGUUCUUCUCGCUUCGUCUGAAGAACAAGACACUUCUGAGGACUCAAAUCCAAAUGAAAGCUCCAUCCCGACUUCAUCCUCAGCCAUGGAUGAAGUCCAACAGGAAGCACCUGCCAGUGUAUCUGAGACAAACACCUCAGACCCAGCUCCUUCUCUGUCCAGUGUUCAACCUUCCAAACCUGAUGCAACCUCAGUGGCAAACCCCUUUACGAUCCAGAAAGUCAAGUCUUCAGACCUCAAGUCCUUUCACCGUAUUUUAGGCGAGGAGGAAGAUAAGCCUGCACAGGUGGACCGGGCCAGCAGCCUUGGAGCAGGACUGAACCUGACUGUGCCGAUGGAAAGCCUUGAAAUUAUCUCUGACUCUGAGGAAGGAGACACAGCUGCUGUUCCUGACUGGUUGAAAGAAGGGGAGUUCGUGACUGUGGGGAGCAACAAGUGCGGCACUGUCCGUUACGUUGGACCCACCGAUUUUGCCAAAGGUACCUGGGUGGGAGUGGAACUGGAGGUUCCAGCCGGAAAGAAUGACGGUUCAGUAGGUGGCAAGCACUACUUCCACUGUAACCCAGGUUACGGCGUGCUGGUUAGGCCAGACCGAGUGAGUCGGGGAGGUGGUAGCAAGCGUCGGCGCCAACAGCAAAAGCGCCGUAGUGCCAACUUGUCUGGAUCCAGCCCGAACCUGGCUGCCCUUACCGCUCUGGCCAAAGGUGAAGGUGGCGGGGCAUCAACCGGACGCAGCAGAGGAGAGAACCGCAAGUCGUGGAACACAUGAGCGGCACAGUAUCUGGACACCUACAUGCAGCAGCCAGUUGAUGUGAAUAUAGGAUAAGCUUUUUAAGAAGAGACAAUACAGUGUUUUAUUUGGGCUGAUCAGGAUGACAGGCUUCACUCUGUCUGGUCCUUUACUGUAAGUUUGGGCGACACAAAAUGAUUCUGUCCUGAGAUGUUCAUCACUAGCCAUCUGUUAAUGGACUCUAGCCUACCUAAUGACCUUAGUAAUUAAAAACUACAUAAAGUAUCAGAAAAUGUGAAUGUUUUUAGUUUUUGGAUACAAAUAACAACCCUUUCUCAGUAAUUAAUGUGAUUUUAAAUGGUGGAUGUCUCAGUUUGGAAUGGAUUUAUUACAGAUUACAAUGAAAAGGGCUGUCUUAAAAUCUGCACAUUUUUCCUUUUAAUGUUAUGCUGCUUCUGGGUGAAAGUAUCUGUGCAAAUAAGGUUAAAUGUUAAACAUUUUUAAAAGUUCACUGGAUUACUGUACACUGAGACUCAAAAGGUUACACAAAACCUUCAUACAUGCUCAUAUUUCUCUUGUUUGUAAUGGAAUCGCAGCUGCAAGUUUGGAUAGACUUUCAAGUAUCGCAACUUGUCUUUUAACUAUUGGUACUGUAAAGUCUUGUGCCUUGAAAUAUACCGACUACUACUCAGCCAAUGUGCCUUAGUGAUAAACCACCACAGUUGAUUUGCUGUUGAUAGGUUCAAAACUGUAUAACUGGAGCUUCUUUUUAGCUCUUGAAUGUGUACUUCUACUGUUUUAGGGAAAAAAAACUUGCACUCCUUCUCCGACAAAUUCUACUGAAUUUUUGCAACAUUUUUAAAUCAGCUUUAUCUCCAAGCAAGUGUGUCAAGAUUAAUUGGAAGUUUUAAGUAGUGAUCACGUUUGUUUUUUUCCUCACAAGAACAUUUUGAAUUGUGCUGUGUGUAUGGGAAUGCUUGUUGGUGAUUUUUUUUGGAAUGCAUUUAGUAUUAAUUUGGUAAAAAAUAUAUUUUAUACCAUGUCUGAAAGCCUAUUUAUUUAACGAUGAAGACACGAUAUUGAUAAUGAAAGCAAAAUCAACUUUUUAUAUUGU
Molecule: messenger RNA, 7441 nt
Organism: Centropristis striata (black sea bass)
Lineage: Eukaryota; Metazoa; Chordata; Actinopteri; Perciformes; Serranidae
Product: kinesin-like protein KIF13B
Exons: 42
Coding region: 208-6366 (2052 amino acids)
Biological process (GO): microtubule-based movement; regulation of protein localization
Cellular component (GO): adherens junction
Molecular function (GO): microtubule motor activity; microtubule binding; cell adhesion molecule binding
Source: RefSeq, a predicted model, not a curated record